AAAAAUGAAAAGAAAAUACCAGAUCAAAGCAAUCUCAAACCUAAAUCCUAGCGGGCAGGGAAGUGGUGAGAGAGUUUACCUGUUGCUGGAAGCCAAUCAACAGGUAAACUCCAGGUAUACGGGUACACCUGAAUUACCUGAAUACGUUACUGCCUCUGACAGUGAAAUCAGCCAUAUCCUGUUCUCAAGUCUAUCAAUACGUCAUGGUUGAUGGGCAUUAUAGUAGAGCGAACUAAGCUAAAAAAAU
Nezara viridula (southern green stink bug) is the source of this 247-nucleotide messenger RNA. The record is from the annotation of a GenBank genome assembly. Lineage: Eukaryota; Metazoa; Arthropoda; Insecta; Hemiptera; Pentatomidae.